Messenger RNA from Oncorhynchus tshawytscha (Chinook salmon), 2138 nucleotides. It is a transcript of the gene pdgfd, whose product is annotated as platelet derived growth factor d. Gene Ontology annotation, molecular function: platelet-derived growth factor receptor binding; growth factor activity. The record is from RefSeq and is a predicted model, not a curated record. Gene Ontology annotation, biological process: platelet-derived growth factor receptor signaling pathway; positive regulation of protein autophosphorylation; positive regulation of MAP kinase activity. NCBI's taxonomy places the organism in Eukaryota, Metazoa, Chordata, Actinopteri, Salmoniformes, Salmonidae. The transcript has 7 exons. Gene Ontology annotation, cellular component: membrane. Bases 699 to 1802 code for a protein of 367 amino acids.
UGACUCUUCUCCUCCUGUUCAUUUCGUCUCCAGUCAAGUUUCUUUCUCGCUGAAAAUUCCCUUCCUGGCUCCUUCUCACCCUCUCUUUGUGUGUGUAUGUGUGUCUGACUGUGACUGUAAUCUCCCACGUUCUUUUUUUCCGCUAAAAUGUUCCUUCUGGCCUAUUUCCUCGUCCCGGAUCACGGAAGAGCGACAACCCUCCUCUACUGAAGUCUGCCCCUCUGAAGAUUCACACACAAGUGUGUGUGUAGAGAGCUACGGCGAGAGACACACAAUUUUAGCCUCGAAGUUCAGUUGUUGGAACGCAUUUCCAGCUCGCUCUGAUAUCAGAGAAGUUAAAGGAAUGUGGACUAUUUCUCAUGGAAUUACCCGUGAGGAUUAACUCGCGAUAAGAAAUCGGCGCCCGUGCUUGUGUUUGACCGUGGACGGGAGUAUAUGUCUGAGGUAUAUGAACCUGCUCGGUGUUCUGUAGCCGCAGAGCUCAUGCAUGGUGAGUUUGAGACAGGCAGUUUGCUCCAGUCCAAAUUCACAGUGAAAAGCAAAUCGGGAGAAAUGAUGCGAACAGCACGAAAGUUUUAAGCAAACUUUUACUUGAGUCUCUAGAGAAAACACGAGUAGGUAAUUGGUCUCUUCAGAACAGUAAAUUGUCCUUCCACGUUUGGGAAUUUAGUUUACGGUGUGCAAACGCCACGGACAGAAUGAACAUCUCUGGGCGCGUGGUACUUGCGCUGUUGCUCGCCCUGCUGGUGGGCUUUACCGGGGGCACACAAGCCCAAGUAGUGUCCGCCAAGGUGAUGCGGUCGUCAAACGUGAGGCGAGAUGACCUGUACCGGAAAGAAGAGGUCGUCACGGUAACUGCAGCUGGGGGAGCCAUCCAGAGCCCCCGCUUCCCGAACGCCUACCCCCGAAACCUGCAGUUGUCAUGGAAACUACUGUCGCCCCACAACACCCGCAUCGUCCUGGAGUUUGACUCCCACUUUGCGCUGGAGGAACCAGAGAACGAAGUCUGCAGGUAUGACUUUGUGGAGGUGGAGGACAUCUCAGAGACCAGUACUAUUGUCUGGGGGAGAUGGUGUGGUCAGAGAGUCCCCCCACGCCUCACCUCCAAAACCAACACCCUCAAAGUCACCUUCAAGUCAGACGACUACUUCGUGGCCAAGCCUGGCUUCAAACUCAACUACUCUCUACUGGAUAAUUCUCUUCCUACAGCAUCCAGGACGAACUGGGAAGCUGUGACCCAGAUGGAUGAUGCUCCGUCACUGUUGGCCCCAGUGGUGACUGAUGUUCCUCUGACAGCAGCAGCGUUGGACCAGACCAUAGCAGCCUUCAACACAGUGGAGCAGCUCCUCCGCCACCUCAACCCUGACAGCUGGAGACAGGACCUGGACAGCUUGUACAGAGAGACAGCCAUGUACAGACCCCGGGCCUACCAGCACAACAGACAGAACAAGAUUGACCUGGACCGUCUGUAUGAUGACGUGAAGCACUACAGCUGUACACCUCGGAACUACUCUGUCAACCUGAGGGAAGAGCUGAGGGCCACCAAUGCUGUGUUCUUCCCACGAUGCCUACUGGUGCAGCGCUGUGGGGGGAACUGUGCCUGUGGUACAGACAACUGGAACGGCUGUACCUGCAGCCCGGCCAAGACCAGUGACAAACUACACGAGGUGUUGAAGUAUGCUCCUGAGGUGGGAGGUUUUUCACGGCGUCGGACAGCUCGUGUCCGCUGGGUCCUAGAGGAGGUCCAUCUCUUGCACCACGAGCGCUGUGACUGUGUUUGUCCCUCCAGACCACCCCGUUGAGAGACAAUGGGACAGGGGGACCCAGCUCUGGGAUUAACUGCUGUUUAUAUCUCCAUAUCUCUAUUUGUAUCGCUCCCCUGCCAUCCAUCCCCAUAACAACCUGAUACAAACCUAGUCACCAACAUCCAUCCAUCCCCAUAACAACCUGAUACAAACCUAGUCACCAACAUCCAUCUGUCAUCCACAUACCAACCUGAUACAAACCUAGUCACCAACAUCCAUCUGUCAUCCACAUACCAACCUGAUACAAACCUAGUCACCAACAUCCAUCCAUCCACAUACCAACAUGUUACAAACCUAGUCACCAACAUCCAUCCGUCAUCCACAUACCAACCU